Messenger RNA from Pocillopora meandrina, 504 nucleotides. The record is from the annotation of a GenBank genome assembly. Lineage: Eukaryota; Metazoa; Cnidaria; Anthozoa; Scleractinia; Pocilloporidae.
AUGGGUGUAUUUAUUGGAAAUCAUAGCAAAUUAGGUCCAACUGUGGAAGAUGUUGAAGGACCAGCAGGGCAACCAGGGCCAAAAGGUGAUAAGGGUGGUACUGGUCCAAAAAAGAGACAAAGGAGAUGGAGGCCUAAAAGGAGAUACUGGUGCACAGGGGCAGAGGGAUAUGAGGGUGAAAAGGUAGAUACUGGUGCAAAAGGCCCCAAGGGUGAUACUGGUGCACAAGGGCCAUAUGGUAGUGGUGGUGCUGGGUCUGAGGGUCCUAAAGGUGACCAUAGACAAGGAUCAAAGGGAGAUAUUGGUCCUCAGGGUCCAAAAGGUGACAAAGGAGACACAAGUCCUCAAGGUCCCAAGGGUGAUAAAGUUGACAGUGGUGUUACAGGUCGAAAUGGUGAUAAAGGGGACACUGGAGCACAGGGACCUAAACGUGAUAAAGGUGAUAGAGGACCACAGGGGCCAUCUGGUAGUGGUGAUUCUGCAGACCUUUCAACUGUUUCAUAA